GCUUGGCUCGGCUCUUUCUUAGGCAGCCGCCCCGCCCCCUGGCCGGCGGUGGGAAGCACUGAGGCCCCUGAUUGGUGCGAGGGCGGCCGGGCCGGGUAGGCCGCCCAACACUCAGCUCGCAGCUUUGCUUUGGAAACCCUGAGCGGUCGUGUUCCACUCGGGCUCGGGAAGGAAACUACUGAAAGCUACGGCAGCGCCUGUGCGUGCAUUGGGAUGGCAUGGAACCGCUUUGGGGAUUUUCUGUCUUUUAGGAACUGCCGCUGAAUCUAAACCCUAAUAUCGUCCUCUGGUUUGUGUGGCUGGAUGGAAGUUUCUGUGGGGGCUCUGCGAAGAGGUGGUGCCUUCUACCAAAGAUCUAAGUAGAUACAAUCAGUGUGAAUAUGAGGCUCCGGGAAGUGCUAAUGAUGAACGAUGGACUCUUUGGGAAGCUGCUGAAAGUUGGACCGUGGAUGUGAGUUAUGAUGUCCCUUCUCCUCGUGCCUCCAGCCUUGAGAACAUGACAACAGUCCAAAAUGGCUUUGGGAAUAGCCCUGCUACUGCCCAUGUAGUUAUGGAACCAGUUGAGACCAGAACAGUCAUUAAUUCUUCCUGUCAGAAUGGGGUAUGUAAGAGUUCUAACAACAGUGAUUCAGAAGCCCAGGAAGAGAAGCUCAGCCCUUCCAAACUCAUGCGCCUUUUCUCUGCCACUAGGAAGAGGAGUAGUUGCAAUGCAGAAAGGCCUCGCUCAAUGAUUCUGAUGGGCAAUUCUUCAACUUGGAAUGCUCUAUCUUCCUUUAGGAAAAUGGGAUCAUUUAAAAAACUAAAGUCCUCAGUUCUUCAAGGAAUUCAGAAUCGGGAGGACCCAGAUGUUUUAAAUGAGGAUGCUUCAGAAAAUGACUUGGGAAAACACAUUUCCAAUGGUGCUAUGACAGGUGUCCAAACUAACAGGUAUUCUUGUGCAGGACAGUUAAAUGAUUUCCACAAGGCAGUGGAUGGAGGGUUAUCAGAUUGUUCUGACCCAGAAGAAAAUGAUGAUACCUUCCUGAGGAAUACUCACAGGUCAAGGAGCAUCAGGAGAGCCUAUGGUAUCGGUCGCAUUAACUUACUGGACUCUGAUAAGUAUCCUGGCUCCCAGCUCUGUGGGAGACCUCUGUCACCCAUCAUCCAAGAGCCCAAAGUCUGUGAAAUUUUAGUGAAAAACUCUGAAAAUAACCGUAUUAUCUACAGGAGAAGCAAAAGUACCGACAACUUGAACUUCCUGAGGAAAAGUUCUUUCAAGCGAAAGUCCACCUCAAACCUCACUGACCUUAAAGUGACAAAUGAGAAGCACGAAAUCCAAAGGACACUAAGUUCUCCCACUGACUCGGAUAAAAUUAAUGGGCUAGAGAGGAGGUCAAAACGCUGGAAGAGUCCAAUAAGAGCCAAGGAUUUUGAUCGCGUUUUGAAACUUGUAAGUAACGUUGCUGAUGCUGCUUGGAAGAGAGAAUCUCCUAAGAGUGGGACGUCAUCCCCGAGUGAGCCAAGCCAAAGAGUACAGCUCAACAGCCAACUACACGAUGAUUAUUCCCGUCGUGUUUCUACUAAUACGGAACAUGACCGAAAGAGGUGUACAUCCCCAAUAUGCAAUGUGGAAUCUUCCUUUGCAGUAAUUCCUAGCCUAAGUCCAAACAUUUCUCAGCGCACUGAUACAGACAUUGAAACAAAGGUGUUGCCCAAAGCCAAACCCCUCCAGACAUCAGGAUGUGUCCAUCAGUCUGCUGACAGUUCCUCAUCAAGCCCCACUGCUCUAAAAGCAUUUAUCAAAGACUCUGAUAAACCAAAAAAUACUAGCCAGUCUGCAUGUGAAUUGGAUCAUCCUAGCACGCCUCCUCGGCCCACUGCCCCCAAACCUCAGAGCCCUGUUUCAGAAAAUGCCAAGUACAAUAUGAAUUUCCGUUGUCCAAACACCCAUAGCACGUUGUCUCUGAGCUCAAUGGAAAGUGAAGAGCGAGCAGAGGUGCCUGCCCCAAAGGGGAGAAGUCCAGUGUCCUUCCAGGAGUCAGUGAAAACAAUGUAUUAUGAUGAUGGUAAUGAGGAUAGUGGUAUUAGCAGCCACUCCCAGCUGAGCCUCAAUUUAGCCACCAGUCCAGAGGAGAGGAAGGAAGAGGUUGUUACUGAUGAACAGUGGAGGAAGUCUUCCUCCCAGGAUGAAGAAAAGAUGGAGCCACAAAGAGUCACAAGGAGGAGAUGGGGUUCUGGAAAAAGAUCUCGACCUAGGCCCCUCUCUGAUUACAGUCAGUUGACAAGCAGAAGCUUCUCCAUUCCUGAAGACUCAGUUGCCAUGGAAACCCAAAAACUGGAUGGUGUGGAUGGAGGAAACCAGCAGAGUGUGGCCUCCUCUGACACUUCUGACCAAAAUGUUUCUUUGGGCUAUUCAAAAGGAUGCCGAAAAAGAAGACCCAUCUCUGUGAUAGGUGGGGUCAGCUUCUAUGGGAACAACCAGACGGAAGAAAUAGAAAAUCUUCUGACCCAACCAGUAACGAGGCCCCCAGUUCCAGCUCAUCAAGUGCCACCAUAUAAAGCUGUUUCUGCCCGGUUUCGGCCAUUUACAUUUUCCCAAAGCACACCUAUUGGACUGGAUCGAGUUGGACGCAGAAGGCAGAUGAGAGCAUCUAAUAUUUCUACAGAUGGAGCAGCAGAAUCAUCUGCCUUAGUUGAUGACAAUGGAAGUGAGGAAGAUUACAGUUAUGAAGAGAUUUGUCAAGCCAGUCCCAGAUACUUACAGCCUGGAGGAGAACAGCUAGCCAUCAAUGAGCUAAUCAGUGAUGGCAACGUGGUCUAUGCGGAAGCUUUGUGGGAUCAUGUGACCAUGGAUGAUCAGGAGCUUGGCUUCAAAGCUGGAGAUGUCAUCCAAGUACUGGAGGCCUCCAAUAAGGACUGGUGGUGGGGCAGGAAUGAGGAGAAGGAAGCCUGGUUUCCUGCUAGCUUUGUCAGAUUACGAGUCAAUCAGGAAGAACUCUCAGAGAAUUCCAGCAGUACUCAAGGUGAAGAGCAAGAUUCAGAUGCUGGGAAGCACCGCCAGAAACAUUCAGAAAAUAAAGACCAGAUGAGGACCAAUGUUAUACAAGAGAUCAUGAACACUGAACGAGUCUACAUUAAACAUCUCAAAGACAUCUGUGAGGGCUAUAUUCGGCAGUGUCGCAAACAUACAGGAAUGUUCACUGUUGCACAACUGGGUACCAUUUUUGGAAACAUUGAAGAGAUUUACAAAUUCCAAAGGAAAUUCUUGAAAGAUCUUGAGAAGCAAUACAAUAAAGAAGAACCUCAUUUGAGUGAAAUAGGAUCCUGCUUUCUUCAACAUCAAGAAGGCUUUGCCAUCUAUUCUGAGUACUGUAACAACCAUCCUGGAGCCUGCCUGGAGCUUUCUAACCUGAUGAAGCAGGGCAAGUAUAGACAUUUCUUUGAAGCCUGCCGCCUGCUUCAGCAAAUGAUUGAUAUAGCCAUCGAUGGUUUUCUCCUUACUCCUGUUCAGAAGAUUUGUAAAUACCCUCUGCAGCUAGCUGAGUUGCUGAAGUACACCACUCCAGAGCACAGUGAUUACAACAAUAUAAAGGCAGCAUAUGAGACCAUGAAGAAUGUAGCAUGCUUAAUCAAUGAGCGUAAACGCAAGUUGGAAAGUAUAGACAAGAUAGCACGCUGGCAAGUGUCCAUUGUGGGCUGGGAGGGGCUCAAUAUUUUAGACCGCAGUUCAGAACUGAUCCAUUCAGGAGAACUGAGCAGAAUCACAAAGCAAGGAAAGAGCCAGCAGAGAACUUUCUUCCUUUUUGACCAUCAGCUUGUGUUCUGCAAAAAGGACUUGCUCAGACGUGACAUGUUAUACUACAAAGGACGAAUUGACAUGGAUGAAAUGGAACUGAUGGAUAUCGAGGAUGGGCGGGACAAGGACUAUAAUAUCAAUGUAAAGAAUGCUUUCAAGAUCAUCAAUAAAUCGACAGAAGAGGUGUAUUUGUUUUGUGCCAAAAAGCAAGAGGAUAAAGUCAGGUGGUUGCAAGCCUGUGCUGAUGAAAGGAGACGUGUGAAGGAAGACAAAGAAAUGGGAAUGGAAAUAUCAGAAUCUCAAAAGAAACUUGCUAUGUUAAAUGCUCAAAAAACAACUCACACAAAGUCAAAAGGUUAUAAUGGGUGUUCUGUACCUCCCCCCCACCAAAGCUUACAUCCUAUCCACCAACGACACAUCACAGUACCUACCAGCGUUCCUCAGCAACAAGUUUUUGCCCUGGCAGAACCUAAGAGAAAGCCAUCUCUAUUUUGGCACACCUUUAAUAAACUCACCCCAUUCAAGAAAUGAAAAAAAAAAUGAUCUCCCUGCUGGCAGGGACUCUGUUGGAGAAAAGACAUGCUUUCUUUUCCUCUGUUUGAAAUCCUUCUUGGAACCAGUGCUGAAGAUCACCUUUACUGGACAUCCGUGAAGGAAAGGGGACUUCAUCUCACCUUCUGCCAGGAACUUUUUGCAGGAUAGAAGACGGUCAUGAUGUGAUGUCAUAAGACAGCCUAGCACGUAAUAGGCACUUAAUAAUGGCUUGUUGAAUUGAAACCCUCCAUAUUCUUCCUCUCUGAACUGACCAGAGAUGUGCUCUAAAGCAAGAGUUGUUUCUGCUGAAUAAGCCGUGCUAAUGAUGAGCAUCUUCUUUGGUGACCAGGGAAAUAGUUGCAGUUUCAAAGGUGAAUACCCAAGGGCUUGUUUUUUUUCAACUUGUCCCAAGGCAUGACCAGCUUUGGAGGACCACUGUUACAUUCCCAAUGCCAUGCUUGGUUUUGAGGGAAAUCACCUCUAGAACUGAAAUCUUUCUUCUUGUCAUGUGUUCAGUGAGAUCUAAGGGAAGCUUUUGUUUUUUCACCGAGGCAUAUGUUUAACCUUAUCUCACUCAUUCACUGCUGAAGAUCAAGCAUUUUCCUGUUCAUUUUCUGUACUUUCCCAAAUUUCCCAAAUGGUAGUGGAGAGAAAUUCAUUCUCUUUCUCUUGCAGGCUAGGAGGGAAAAAAAACCAAGGCUACUAUUAAAUCAAAUGGCACUAAUAACUUGAACUUGAUCCAGGUGUUCAGAAAGCAGUCCUGCUGCUUUCAAGGAAGGAAGUCAAGAAAACCCAGGUCCAUUUUCCCUCAAAUUAACUAUUCUCCUGCAUGUAUAAUAGAAUGUAGCAAAGAAAUCAAUUCUUGCCUACAACUCAGCCUAUAAGACUCUUUCAGUCACAUAUAAUCUGUUUUGUAAAAAUAUAAGUAUUUCCAUUUUUUAUCAUGAUAAUGUGAAUGUGUAAAAUAUUUAUGUACUUCUUCUAGCAGUUUUUUUUCCUCCCAUGCAGUCUCAUAAAACAAACUCCAAAAUUAUACCCAUUCAGCUAGAAAGGUAUUAAAUGGCCAAGGGAAACAUUCCCUUGGAUUUUUGAAAUAGGUUUUGAUCUUGAGCCUCCACAUUCCUUCAUGAGAGUGAGAACAGAUUUCUGAAGAUUAAUCUUUCUUCGAGGAGACCAUGACAAAAAAAUUAAAAAUGGGAAAUGAUCAAUUUGGUGCAUUUAUCUUUUUCUUUCUCCACUUUUCCAACUAGGAUAUACACUAGCUGGUAUCUAUAGACAAGUAUAUGAAUUUUUAGGAAAAUCAUUUUGAGAAAUCUUUUAUGACAGACUCUUCAAGGGUUUCAAAAUGUUAAUCACUUUUAUUUUCUUAGCACACUGGAGGAGAGACAUUUAUGUUAUAUAACUAACGCAUUUGUUUUCUAAAAUUAUAUUUAUGGUAACGUGCUCUUGUUAGACUGCUCAACUAUUUCUAGUAGGUAAAUCUGAGAAUAAAAACAGAUUGACUUAAGGACAUACAUUAGGUUUAGAUUUUUCAGAAUGUAGCUCUCAAAGCCUCUUCCUCACUAAGUCUAGAAUUUCUAAAGGAGGCCAGCUGGUGGGAAAGAGCAAUUAUAAGAAGAUUGAAUUUGAAGCCUCCUCAACAGAUAUUUAUGACAUUUAUGUAAAAUUUUGAUGAAAAGGUAUUUGUUCACUAUCUUAACAUGUUACUUUUGAUGGCUUAUAUGUAGGAGGUCUUGCUUGGUAUUUAUAAUUACUUUGAUUAAUGACUCUUAUGUCAGCCUGAGGUAGAAGCUGGUGCUAAGAAAAAGUUAUCAGUAAGUAUUUGUGCUAGUGUGUCUAAAAAAUAGACACUUCAGCUUUAAUUGUGUUUGUAUAAUUGGCCUUUUAUUAACAAGCUUUUUAAAAAAAAGAAUAUUGAAUUUUGAAAACUUAACAUGCCUUUGAUGCACCCAUCAGCAAUAACUGGUAGUGCUCUUUCUAUGCUAAAGGGAAUGCAUAUUAAUUAGCAAUUUUUAACAGCUCUUCCAUGUUAUAUGACAGAAUUGCCUUGGGGUGCCCAGUGGAAUUACUUGACAGUGCUACAUUUGUAAAUGAAAAUUCAAUUUUUUUUAAAAAAUGUAAAUGUUUCUUUUUAAAUAUCAACUGAACCAAUGAACCAAUAUGUUUUCUCUGCAAAGCUUUAACACUUCUGUAAGAAUUUCCCUGCUGCAUCCAAAAUGCUGACUUCCAGGUUCUCUACCUCCAUAGUCUUCCAAAUAGAAAAGAAUGAAUUUGGGGAAAUAGGUUAAUUGUCUAGUUUCAGUUCAAAUACAGAUCUGUUUCCAUCAGAUAAAGUUAUGGUGCCAAAUCAAAUUUGUCCUCAGUGAAUCUGAACAGAGUAUGAAUCACUUGGCUGCCUUUUUUCCCUAGAUGAACCCUAUUGAGAUAAUCAGGGGUUUUCAAACACUCCCAAAGAUUCAUAUUUCAAAAAAUCAUAAGAUGGUAGUUAGCACACUUAAGCCUGGAUUUAUAUGGCUUAAAUUUUGAAUAUUAUAUGUUUGACUUUUAGAAGGAUUGAAAGGAUUGUGUGUCCUUUUAUAUUUGCCAAAUUUUCUUCUCUGGAUAAAGUAAAAGUCUCACUAUAUGUACAUGAGUUUCUCCAAUAACAAUCCAGAGGAGAGAUUCAAGAUUCUUUUGUAUUAUAUAGUAAAUGUUCAAGGAUAUUAAGAAAAUAUUUUAAUGUAUUUCAUUUUUUUAUUGCUCAUGAGAAUGAGUAGAGAAAUGACCUCAGAUCCAAGAAGACUUGGGUUUGGGUCUUCCUGCCUCUGACAUAUAUUGGUUACAUGAUUUCUCAAUAGAUAGAUAACUCUCUAACACUUUAAAUUGUAGAGAAGAUGCUGGCCUGCACUGGUCAAAGAUAUUUCUUCGAAAUUACACUUUUAGCUCAUGUUAUUAAUCAUGUAUUUUCAGAACUCACUAGAUAAAUAAUUAGGCAGGACCUUUGAAAUGACAACUUUUGACAGAAAGGCUUGAAAUAGAAUUUAGAAUAAGAAAGUACCUUUGGUAUCAGUUCUGCCUCAUUUUCCAGAUGAGGAAUUCCAGGUCCAGAAAAAUUAAGUGAUUUUUCUGGACUAAGUAGCAAAACCUGAAUAAGAGCCCAGAGUUUUUGGCUUCUGCCAUUUAUUACUUGUAUGUCAAGAAACAAGACACUUAAUCUUUUACUGGGAUCCAUUUAUCAUAUUAAAAAUAUCCAAUCACCUUAUAGAAGAAUACAAGCUAAUGCUCAAGUAGUUGCUGUGAUUUCCAAGACCCUAGUAAGGGAAAAAGUAUUUUUGGUGAGAACUGUGAACAGCAACAAAAAGGCAAAUACAAUUUGCCAGAUACAUAUUUGGGACUUCCAAUAAUACAGCUUUAGAUUUCAGUAAAUUUCUGAUUUUGUUUUCUUUUCCCAACUUGGUAACUAAAGCAUUUCACCACCAUAUGAUGACACUGAGUGCUGACGUGUCUUGUUAUACAUAGGCUACACAAAGACAGGUUCCUUGUCUGUAAAGCAAAUAUUAACUUCAUGUUGACUUAGAAGAACAAUGCUCUUUCAUUUAUGAAAGACCAUUUACCUUGAGUAAAUUUCUCUUCUUGUGCAACAAUGGCAAAAAGAAUGCUGUAUUAUAUUCAAAAUUUGAGAUAUAUUGAACAUUACUGUAAAUUCUGUUUUCUGGUACUUUACCAAGUGGAUAAUUCUAUGUAUCAACCUUUUCGAAAUCCCUCGUGAUGUCAACUAACAAACCCAUAGAUUCAAAUUAGAGUAAUAAUUAGCUGAGGUUUAGGGCAGGAUUAUUAGACUUGUGUGAUGAUGGUUUGGGGGAUUUGAAACAGAGAAAAUAGAUCUCUGGCUCAGAGGGCUUUUGUUACAAUCAUGAUUUCCAGUAUCUUUAAGUCCAGAUUUUCUCCUUAUAUAUAGGUUGAAAUACAAUAUUACAUUGGAGUAGUUGGAGAAACAUAUCGAAUUCCCAGUUUAUCAGAAUGUUUGAUUAGGCACCACUUAGUCACUGAAUGUGUCAAGUUAAAAACUUUUUAUUCUAAAAUUAUUGCACAAAUAGCUUAUAUUUUCCCUUGGCCACCGACUUUUUUUCCUCCAAUAGACAAUGAAGGAGGGAGCUCAAAAUAACAUGGUGAAAAUAAACUGUAAUUUGUCUUUGCAAAAGACUACUGCUUUAAUUUUUGAUCCCAAGUUCCUUUGGCAUAACUAACACUUGUCCUUUUCUAGGCAAUGGCAUUUAUAUUGAAGAAAUGCCCUACUUCUAACUGAUUCUGUAAUUUAGCAAAUAUCACUGUGUAAAUAUUAGCAUAGCUGUAUAACUUGCUUACAUAGUUUGCCAAGUAUUUUUUGUAACUUUUAUCAUGUAAAUGUUAAUUCAUUAUUUUACAUCGAGUUGAUGUUGCCUAUGUAAAUCAAGUGACGGCUUCAAAACAGAUGAAUUAGCUGUUGACAGCUAAGGUAUGAUGUACAGAAUUGCUGGAACUUGAUUAUAUAUUUGAACUGAAGUGUUGUAUUAUAAAAUUUAUUUCCUCUUGAUGUGGUUUUAUGUAAAUGAUUUCAUUUCUUGUAAAUGAUGUGUGCCUACCAUUUCUGUCAUUUUGCUUCUGUAUGGUAAAAUAAAAUAAUUUGUAAAGCUGGUUUUCAGCAAUUUUAAUAAGAAAUAA
Molecule: messenger RNA, 8989 nt
Organism: Antechinus flavipes (yellow-footed antechinus)
Lineage: Eukaryota; Metazoa; Chordata; Mammalia; Dasyuromorphia; Dasyuridae
Gene: SPATA13
Product: spermatogenesis associated 13
Exons: 13
Coding region: 497-4306 (1269 amino acids)
Biological process (GO): lamellipodium assembly; filopodium assembly
Cellular component (GO): cytoplasm
Molecular function (GO): guanyl-nucleotide exchange factor activity; protein binding
Source: RefSeq, a predicted model, not a curated record